Molecule: messenger RNA, 264 nt
Organism: Aspergillus niger
Lineage: Eukaryota; Fungi; Ascomycota; Eurotiomycetes; Eurotiales; Aspergillaceae
Exons: 3
Coding region: 1-264 (87 amino acids)
Source: RefSeq, a predicted model, not a curated record
AUGAAGCAACCGAAGAACCUUAACUUGCAUCGCCGACGGAGUAGAUCGGAGAAAUAUUCACCUACCGGGUUCGAAGGCAGUGAACUUGGGUUUUUGCUCCACCGGUUUGUAGGUACAUCGUUGGAGGGUUGGUGUUGGGUGGGGACUGGGACUGGACAGGACACAUGGCAUGAAAAUGGUGGUGGUGAUGAUGAUGGAGAUAUACUACUCAGAAUAGAUCCUCCCACCCAGAACAGCUCAUCAUUUCAACAUCGUACCGAAUAG